UAAGGACGGCUCCUCCCUCCGCCACCGCCUGCCUGCCCUCCCCCCCCGACCCCAGCCCCUCCCCGGCAGCGCCGCUGCUGCUAUACCGGGUAGGUUUCCAGUCACUAUGGCGGCCACUGCGCGGAAGGUCGGAGGAAAGUUUUCGUGGUCGGCGGCUGCCUGAGAGGCACAGCAACCAAACGGGAGGCGCCCGGGCCCGGCCGCCAGGCCUCUCCCGCCGCCGCAGGGCCGGCUGCCGCCGGGUUAGCGGAGCCGCGCUCGGCGGGCGGAGAGCGCGGGGGGCUGAGGAGCGGACCCUCCCCAUGCGCAGCCACCUGCGGAGAGGCUGAGCGGAGCGUAGAGGACGCCGCCUCUCCCGGCCCGCCGCUCCCUGCGUCGGGGGCUUCUGGCGGAGACUUCCUGGAGCAGCCCCCUGCUCGUCUCUCUUCUCCGCCGACCCCGCGCCUCCGCCCGCCGGGCCGCCGCCAGCAGAGCCUCCGCGGACGGACGCUUGGUCGCAGCAGCCAGCCAGAGCCAUCGCGGGCACCGCCUCGGAGCAACCUGUCAGCGCACCUUGUAGGCCGUCCCUGAAGGACCCUUCCCACGUCUUAGUUUGUCCCCAAGAGGAGAGUUUGAAGCCUUCUCCAUGCCUUAUCAAGUUAUUAUUUGCUGCCUGAAACUGUAGACCAGCUUUAUCAGGUGUAGGGGAGGAAAACAGCAUAGGUCUCGCACCCCAUCCUAAAUCGAGGACCACCUAUCCUGCUCUGGUUUAACACUCGAAGAUGGUGAAAUGCAGAUUGCUGUGUGAAGCAACUAGAUCCCUGUUGUGGAGUGAGGGCUUCGUAUUCACCUUCCAACUCUUGACCUGUGUGCUUUGAGAGAGGACGCUAAUCCUUCUCCCUCAUUCUCCUUUCCUAAGUCUUUCCUUGCUUCCAUGUUGCAUUGGCCAGAAUUUUGGUCAGUAUUGUUGACAGAAAGGGGGGGGAAAGAAGGCAGUUGAGGUUACAAACAAAAGUAUUUGUAUGACUCAUCUACUUGGAUUUAAGACAUUCUAUCUUUCUUUCAAGGAGCCUUUGCUUCUCUUUGAAGAAAUCAGAUGCUUUUUCCUAUUCUGAAGGAGGAUGGAUUGAAAGUUGUACAUUUUCGGGUGUUUUUAGGCCACUGCUGAUAUUAUCGAAAGACAUAAUGGGGCUUUUUCCCUGGAUUAUUGCCAGAAUUAGUUUACACACUGAAAAAAUGAGUUGUUAGGCCUCUUGUGCGAUAAUGUUUGUCCUUCUUUAGUAUCAAGUUGCUGUGGUGGUUUGGAUUAAAAACUGUGGAGGACAAUCUACAUCAGAAGAGUCUCUCUUCAUCUCUGGUCCGUGUGGCAACCCCAAUCUGUCCUCGAUGCCUUCAGCCUUGGCCAUCUUCACUUGCCGCCCGAACUCUCAUCCCUUUCAGGAGCGCCAUGUCUACCUGGACGAGCCCGUCAAGAUCGGCCGCUCAGUGGCUCGCUGCCGGCCAGCUCAGAAUAAUGCAACUUUUGACUGUAAGGUGCUGUCCAGGAACCAUGCUCUCGUCUGGUUUGAUCACAAGACAGGCAAGUUCUAUCUUCAAGACACUAAAAGUAGUAAUGGUACCUUUAUUAAUAGUCAGAGACUGAGUAGAGGAUCUGAGGAAAGCCCACCAUGUGAAAUUAUGUCAGGUGACAUCAUCCAGUUUGGCGUAGAUGUGACGGAGAACACACGGAAAGUUACCCAUGGAUGUAUAGUCUCCACAAUCAAACUCUUUCUUCCAGAUGGGAUGGAGGCUCGACUGCGAUCAGAUGUUAUCCAUGCUCCAUUACCAAGUCCUGUUGACAAGGUUGCUGCUAACACUCCCAGUAUGUAUUCUCAGGAAUUGUUUCAGCUUUCACAGUAUCUACAGGAAGCCUUACAUCGGGAACAAAUGUUGGAACAGAAGCUGGCAACCCUUCAGCGGCUACUUGCUGUCACACAAGACGCUUCAGAUACCAGUUGGCAGGCUUUAAUAGAUGAAGACAGGCUGCUAUCAAGAUUGGAGGUUAUGGGAAAUCAGUUACAGGCCUGUUCAAAGAAUCAAACAGAAGACAGUAUACGAAAAGAGCUUAUAGCAUUACAAGAAGACAAACACAACUAUGAGACAACAGCCAAAGAGUCCCUGAGGCGGGUCCUUCAGGAGAAAAUUGAAGUGGUCAGAAAACUGUCUGAAGUGGAGCGGAGUUUAAGUAAUACAGAAGAUGAAUGUACUCACCUGAAAGAAAUGAAUGAGCGGACUCAGGAAGAAUUAAGAGAAUUAGCUAAUAAAUACAAUGGAGCUGUAAAUGAAAUUAAAGAUCUUUCGGACAAGCUAAAGGUAGCAGAAGGCAGACAAGAAGAAAUCCAACAGAAAGGACUGGCUGAGAAAAAAGAAUUGCAGCAUAAAAUAGAUGAAAUGGAAGAGAGAGAGCAAGAGCUUCAAGCAAAAAUAGAAGCUUUGCAGGCUGAUAAUGACUUCACCAAUGAGCGGCUAACUGCUUUACAAGUACGUUUAGAACAUCUUCAAGAGAAAACUCUUAAAGAACACAACAGCUUAGGCAUACAAGUUGAUGACUUCAUACCUAAAAUUAAUGGGAGCACAGAGAAAGAGCACUUUCUUUCAAAGAGUGGAGGGGACUGCACUUUUAUUCAUCAGUUCAUAGAAUGUCAGAACAAAAUCAUAGAUGAAGGACAUCUAACAAAAGUGGAAGAAACAAAGCUUUUGAAAGAGAAUCAAGCAAGAGUCAAAGAAUCUGAUUUAUCAGACACUCUUAGUCCAAGCAAGGAAAAAAGCAGCGACGACACUACAGAUGCCCAAAUGGAUGACCAAGAUCUAAAUGAACCUAUUGCUAAAGUAGCUCUUCUAAAAGAUGAAUUGCAGGGUGCACAAUCAGAGACUGAGGCUAAGCAAGAAAUUCAGCAGCUGCACAAGGAGCUGAUUGAAGCCCAAGAGCUAGCUAGGACAAGUAACCAAAAAUGCUUUGAACUUCAAGCACUAUUGGAAGAAGAGAGAAAAGCAUAUCGAAUGCAAGUUGAAGAAUCUAACAAGCAAAUAAGUGUUCUGCAAGCUCAGUUGGAAAGAUUACAAGAAGAUAUUGAAAAUCUUCGUAAGGAAAAGGAGAGUGAAGUUUCAAGCACUCGAAAUGAAUUAGUCAGUGCUCAAAAUGAGAUUCUGUCUCUUCAACAAGUAGCAGAAAAGGCAGCAUCAGAACGAGAUACUGAUAUUUCUGCCUUGCAAGUUGAGCUGCAAACAGUGCGAGCGGAACUUGAACGGUGGAGGAAAAACGCCUCAGAUUAUGAAAAAGAAAUUGUCAGACUGCAAGAUAGUUUUCAGCUCAGAUGUCAGCAGUGUGAAGAUCAGCAAAAGGAAGAGGCUACUCGCUUAAAAGGUGAACUUGAAAAGUUGAAGGCAGAGUGGAGUGCCCUGGAAGCUGAAUGUGUUACUCUAAGGAAGAAAAAUACCUUGCUUACAUCUGAACUCCAGAGACAAGAGAAGGAGCUUUCUAGCUCUCAGAAACAGAGCUUAGCGCUAACCAGCGAUAUAAGUGUUCUUGAAAUGUCUCGAAAGGAACUUGAAAAUCAGAUGGGAUCUUUGAGAGAAAAACAUCAGCGGGAUGCAGAUAGUCUAAAAAGCCAACUCAGUGAAGCUGAGAGUCAAGCAAAAGACUUUCAGAAAGAGUAUGAAAGAACACAGACUGUGCUCUCAGAGCUGAAGGCGAAGUACGAGAUGGCUGAACAAGAAAAUCAGUCACUCACAGAAGAACUCAAACAAUGUAAAGAAAACCUGAAGCUGCUACAAGAAAAAGGAAACAACCCUUCCAUAUUACAACCCGUCCCAGCCGUAUUCAUCGGCCUAAUCCUGGCUUUCCUGUAUUGGUGUUACGGCCCAUUGUGGUAGCGAAAGAGACAAUGGCCUUGGAUGCCUGUGAUGGCAGCUUUGGUUGCUGUGACAGCCGUGGUGCUGUACCCAGGCCUAACCAGAGCUUCUCCAUGAGAACUGUUGUUGAAUCCAUACACCGUCCUCCCUUUAGAAGCUGGCAACAUUCAUAUACUGAGGGAAAACAGUUUAAUUCUCUUCCUUUUUACCUCUUAAUACAGCACAGCUCUGCGUGAGAACAGCAGUAGGGUCAUUUGCUUUAAAGUGUAUAAAAUGUAUUUGUCUAUAAAGAGGGAAUAAAAUUGUGAUUCAUCAUGCUGUGAGCAAUAUUGUUGCUUACAAUUUCAUGCAAGUUCUAAAAUAGUAUGUUGGGAUUCUGAAUACUAUAAUGGUGGCCUAAAGUAGGCUUCUUGGUACCAAAUUAUUUAUAAUGGCUAGGGUUGUGGACACUUACUUUAGAAUCCGAUUGCCAGAUAUAAAAGGAAAAACACACUUCUGAAUUGGACACCCAAGCCAAGUACCCUUGCAGAUACUUGGAAAACAGAUGCAGUGUGCUCAGUGCCUUUCAGUACGAUCUUUCUUUUUUUUUUUUUCUUUUUUUCUUUUCUUUUUUUUUUUUUAAGAAAAAAAAACAAAAAUUAAAAAAGAACAAAACAGACAACAAACUGAUAUACCAUUUUACUUGCUGUUAGUCACUGAGCUGUUGGGAACAAGACUUAAGAAAACUCUAUCAUGCCUUUUGAAGGAAGCAUAUUUUUUUUGAUAUGGAUUGCUUUAAUGAUUUUUAAGAAUAGACACAAUUCAUGUCCAGCCUUAAAGAGACAGAGAUAUUGAUGGUGAAGACCAGCCUAGAGUAUUUAGCGUGAGCGUGUGCGAGUGUAAGCAUGUGUGUGCUCUUGAGUGAGCUAAGGUAUUUCUGGGAGCAAGUACUUGGUCAUUUGAUGGACAUAAUGCAGUGAUUCAACUUACAUUAACUUUAGUUUGAAUGUAAUUUAUUAAAUUUCAUAUAUUUAAAAAGAUGCAUUCUUUGAAAAGUAUGAAUACUUUCUCACAUACCAUAUGUAUCAAUUUAUUUUUUCAGUCAUUUGAUACUUUCUGACUUGAGCUGGAUAAGCUCUUUAGAUAAGCUUUUCUUGAUGUAACUUUAUUAAGCAAGCUGCUACAGUAUGUCUGUGAUUAGCUGAAAAAAAAGAAUCUAAGAUUCAUAAAAUACUACAAAAUUGGAAUUAUAUACCUGAUGUUGUAUUUUCAGGUGAAGAUGAUUUUAAUUUGGUUGUAAAAUUUUGUGCAUCCUCAUUACAUGGCUGUAAGUAUGAUGCAGUGGUCCCCAUUACAAAGUUUAUUUUCCUUAUCUAAGUACUAUAGCUACUGCUAUUUGCUGACUUUUGGUGGGAGUCACUGUAGUUAGUGCUGAAUUAAAUGUAGACUGUCGUUGUCUUGUUCAGCUCAACAGUUCUGUCAAAAAAUUUUAAUAAAGAUUUAAUAUGCUGAAGAAUGGUAAAGUAAAAUGGGUCUGCUAAAGGAAACUUCAAAAUAGGGAGGUAAUCUCAGCAAUUGAAUUGGCUUUAAAAAUGUUAUGGCAAUCGACAGAUAGUUUAAAUAUUUAAAUAGAAAUUUAGCAUAUAAUUUACUUUGUCAGGUUUUAAGGGUCAUUGUCCUUUAAUUAAAGGUUCUAUCUAAAGUUACAUGGGAUUUGGUAAUGGGAGGAUUAUUAGUUGGAAAAAUAGUCCACAAGCGACUUAUAGUAAAUAAAUACUGUUAUUUAGUUCAUUCAUUUCAUCCUUUUCAGUUGCAGGAAGCCACCCAACCACAGAACACUCGUAUGCCAGUGGUACUUAGUACCUCUUGUAUAUAGGUUAUUGCAAAUAUUGUUCUGAAAUGCUUAACUUCAGAAUUACAUUUUUUAAAGUAAAUAAUUGUUUUAAAUCUAUUUUGUAAAGAUAUAAAAAUACAAUAGAAUUUCUGGAGUACAGAUUAAACUAUUUGCACUAACACACGUGAUGUGCAUGAUUUAAUAAAAUAACUUUACUCUCCC
This is a messenger RNA of Calypte anna (Anna's hummingbird), 5905 nucleotides long. It is a transcript of the gene SLMAP, whose product is annotated as sarcolemma associated protein. Gene Ontology annotation, biological process: regulation of membrane depolarization during cardiac muscle cell action potential; protein localization to plasma membrane; regulation of voltage-gated sodium channel activity. Bases 1366 to 3891 code for a protein of 841 amino acids. Lineage: Eukaryota; Metazoa; Chordata; Aves; Apodiformes; Trochilidae. Gene Ontology annotation, molecular function: protein binding. The record is from RefSeq and is a predicted model, not a curated record. The transcript has 25 exons.